AUGCCCAUCCAAGAGGUCAUCCACGCCGAAGCCGUGGCAACCUACACGGAAGCACACCUCGUGCCAGCCCAGCCCGAGCUCGACCACGCGUAUUCCAACAGCACCGCCCACGGCAUCCCACACAUCGCGAUUUCUCCAGCACAAGGGAAAUUCCUUUCCUUGCUAACCACCAUUUCGGGGGCGAAGAACGUGCUCGAGCUCGGCACGCUCGGCGGGUAUUCGGGCAUCUGGUUCUCGAAGGCCCUCAAAAGCCGCACAGCCGGAGAUGGACCCGGCAAGCUCACAAGCAUCGAGAUCGACCCUGCUCGACGCGGCGUCGCAAUCCAAAACCUCGAGUACGCGAACGUCAAAGUACCUGAGGAUGUUGGGAUUCUCCUGGGCGCUGCGCUGGAUGUGCUGCCCCGGCUUGCCAGGGAGAUCGAAGGGGGAAAGCGCGAGCGAUUUGAUUUUGUCUUCAUCGAUGCCGACUGGGAGAAUCAGUGGAACUACUUUGACUGGGGAGUGAAGCUGUCAAAUGGCAAGGGAAGUGUGAUCUAUGUGGACAAUACUGUGCGCGAAAUGUUGGAGAAUGGGUCGGUAGGGCCGAGGGAGAAAGGUCCUAAUGUUGACAGCUUGGUCGAGAAGGUGGGAAAGGAUGAAAGGGUUGAUGCAACCGUGAUACAGACAGUUGGGAGCAAAAGCUAUGACGGAUUUUUGCUGGCGGUGGUACGAUAA
Exophiala aquamarina CBS 119918 is the source of this 714-nucleotide messenger RNA. RefSeq lists its product as uncharacterized. Gene Ontology annotation, molecular function: O-methyltransferase activity; S-adenosylmethionine-dependent methyltransferase activity. The transcript has a single exon. Lineage: Eukaryota; Fungi; Ascomycota; Eurotiomycetes; Chaetothyriales; Herpotrichiellaceae. The coding region runs from base 1 to 714 and encodes 237 amino acids. The record is from RefSeq and is a predicted model, not a curated record.